Messenger RNA from Colletotrichum aenigma, 2487 nucleotides. RefSeq lists its product as uncharacterized. The record is from RefSeq and is a predicted model, not a curated record. Lineage: Eukaryota; Fungi; Ascomycota; Sordariomycetes; Glomerellales; Glomerellaceae. The coding region runs from base 1 to 2487 and encodes 828 amino acids. The transcript has 2 exons.
AUGUCAGCUAACCAUGGAAUUGUCAAAAUUCUGAUCUCAGCUCGUGAGAGUAUUGAAAAAGAAGUUGAAAGAGCUCUGGAAACGACCCAACACCUGCGAAUAGGCCUGGCCGAUACUGACGCUGAUCUGGCACUUUUCACCGAUGAGAUACUUGCAGACAAGCGACGUAGCGAGGAGCUGGUAGUUGGAGACGAGACGAUCAUGGAUGAAAUUGCGGACAAACUGCGAGCAGGCGGCGAGGGCAUGUUCUUGUGGGUUUAUCUCACGAUAGAGAACAUUUGCUCUUGCCCCACCGAUCACGAUAUUCGUCAGACUUUGGAGACUCUCCCAAGAAAGCUGUCGGACACCUUCGAUAAAGCGCUUGAGCGAAUUUUGUCAUCUAGAUCGUCUACAACAGUUGAUAUUGUCCAGAGAACCUUCAGAUGGGUAGCAACCGUCCGACGCCCAGUGACCCGAUGGGAGCUGGGAGAGGCCUUGGCAGUGGAGGUUCUCCAAAAGUCUUUGAUCAAGGAUCAAAUCAUGAAUGGAACAGAGCGACUCCCGAGUUGGUGCGAGAAUCUCGUAUGUAUUGAGGCUGGAGAUGAGACCGUCCGGUUCUUCCACCACUCGAUCAAGACUCAUUUACUGGACAUGAAGCUCAAGGACAAGGCAGCAGAAAUUGGCGCAUUUCAUGUCGAUCUUAAUGCUUGGGACCACGAAGUUGGAGAAAUUUGCCUGACUUAUCUGAACUUCAGCGAUUUCGAGAGAGCAUUGUCCAAGGUUUCUCCAGCUACCAAAAAUCUCGACGUAUCCGUAAGCCAGAUUGCCCGGUCGGAUGAAGGCCGUCAUAUCCCGACUGCAGUGGGAAACCAGGCGACCCAAAAUGCUUGGCCGGACGCCGGACGGCACACAGUCUUGCGAGCUUUGGGACGACUCCUCAAACCAACGAAAUCCGGAGGAAGACUUCAUAUCCCCAAAGGUGUCUCCAGAUCAGCAGAGACUCCCACAGAUGGCGGACGCGACUUUCCAGACUUCUUCUCGGGCUACCCUUUUCGUCGCUACGCUAAAGACUUCUGGUUCAAUCACACUUUUCGUUUUAACCAGUCUACAACCCAGACCUGGAGCUUGUGGAAGGAUAGAGUGAUAAAGCUCAUUCUAGAAGAAGAUACAUUUCGGGUCAACUUUGGGCAGCAACCACCAGGUUUCGAGACGUUUGAUCCGGAGCCCUGGCUGGCCGAGCGGAACGAUGUGCCGGAUGACUAUAAAUCGAUUCUCAGUGUAUCCGAGAAGAGGCAGCUUGAUUUCGAGUGGAUCGCGCUUCACAAGGCAAUUAUCUUCGCCGAUUUCAUCAACCAUCAACCACUACUGGGUCUUCUAACGCCCAUCAAAGACCGCGGUGAACUGAAUCCCGGUAUCCCAGAGCAGCUUCUUUCAACUAGGAGAGUCUUUCGAUUCCCUCGAGAACGGGAAGGAUAUGUCCAGGACGAAGAUGCACACGACGGUCUCGUCAGUCUCGUCACUGAAUUCAUCGCUUUCGGUGGCCCCGUGUGGCCACAAAGUAACACAAGAUUUCAUGAAUUGCAGUCACGCUGCACUGAUACUUGCGCAUUGAAGCCCUUGCAUCAGGAGAUCAUCGGAAUCAUCUCUUAUUCGGGGUACUCGAAAGCACAGGAACCUGGAUUACAGCUACUGGCCAACGUAGCUAUUUUCAAGCUCAGCGACGAAACAUCGGACGCCAUUAGAACAUGGAUCGAUUUAAAGAAACGAUGCUUUCACAGAUUUCGCGCCCAGGGUGGCACAGAUAUCAUCGACAUGAUCCUCGCGACGGGCGAUCCAUCAUCAUUCAAAUUUGCACGCUGGGUUCUCAGCUUGCACGAGAAUUGUGUGGAAAGAUCGGGUCACAAGUGUAAAGGUUUUGGCUGGACUGAUCGGCGCUUCAGACUGUGGAGGGCCAUUCGUCAACGCAACAUGAGAACUGUUGAAUUUUAUUUGCACCAGUCACAAGCCGCAUUAACGGAGGAGGAGGAGAAGCAUUGUGAGAUCGACUUUGAUCUGUUGAACGAAAUCGUUGAGUGCUCAUGUCUGCCUCCCGAUUUCAGAAGCCAAGCUAUUUCGAUCGCCAUCCCCAGAGUCGCAGGGACCCAAGAGCAGGAAGCAUACAUCAGAUUCAAAAGGGCCAUCAUAUCGGGAAAUUGGGACUUUGCGAUGGCGCUGUCGAGCCGCGGCUUGAGCCUCGCCGACAUUUUUCCUUCUGCCAGCAAGGAACGAUCUUGGGUCCGGGUACUUGACGACGUCCUCUACUGUGUUUCUCAGUCAGCGUCUCCGAAGUGUACCCAGGCAAGGGUAACAUCGGAAAACAAGCCCAUUUCAUCAACGAUUGAGCUUUGCGUCCGCCAUAUGGCCGAAGCCAAGCAAGCAUGGAGCAAACCACUUCCCACUGGACAAACGGCAGACGAUGCGUGGACUUUUGAGUCUCUACGCAACUUGGUUUAUGAGGCCGAGCCUUGA